AGGGAUGAUGGAUAUGAUAAGAGUGAGGUAGAGUGGGGAGUGAGAAGAUGGAUAGUAGUAUGCUUUCAAUCUCCUCUCCUUGCUGCUCCUACUCCUCCCACUCUCCCCUUUUCGGAGGCGUUAAACAACACACCACCUCCGUGGUCUCCAAUUCUAACAAUCUCCGUCGUCCUAACAACAAAAAAGCUACUUUUCCCCCACCAAUUCCUAAACCUAAUCCCUCCAAGAACCCACUUAAGCUACUUAUCAACCCCCCACCACCACCAUCACAACCACAAUCACCUCACAAUUCUCACCUCUGGCUAACCACUAAGCUCUCUCCCCAGCCUUUGCCUAAAUUAGACCCCCACGUUAAUGAUAAUGAUGACGAUGAUGUUGAUAAUUGCGAUAAUCAUGCUGCUCAGACCGUUCAAGACGAGUUUAAACAGCAAGGCAAGAUUUUUGUAGGCAACUUGCCGGCUUGGAUUAAGAAAAAUGAGUUUGCGGACUUUUUUCGACAGUUCGGCCCCAUUCAAAAUGUUAUCUUGAUUAAGGCCUAUAAUCAUACUGACAGGAACUUAGGGUUUGGGUUUGUUAUUUAUGGAGGUCCCAAUGCGGCUACUUCUGCUGUCAAGGCAGUCGAGUUUGAUGGUGUUGAUUUUCAUGGAAGGAUUUUGACUGUUAAACUUGAUGAUGGGAGGAAAUCGAAGGCCAGAGCACAGGAGAGGGAUAGGUGGGUGGCAGGGGAUGAUAAACUGGAGUUUAGGUCCAAAUGGCAUCAAGAUAGGGAGACGUCGAGGGUUGAUUUUAAAAGAGUUAUUGAAACUCAGCCCGAUAAUUGGCAGGCUGUUGUCAAAGCUUUUGAGAGAAUUGACAAGCCUUCCAGAAAAGAGUUUGGGCUGAUGGUGAAAUAUUACGCAAGAAGAGGAGACAUACAUCGUGCACGUGAAUCUUUUGAGAGCAUGCGGGCCAGAGGAAUAGAGCCGAAUUUAUAUGUAUAUACCAACCUAAUACACGCUUAUGCAGUAGGUAGAGACAUGGACGAAGCACUGUCUUGUGUUAGAAAAAUGAAGGAUGAAGGAAUUGCAAUGAGUUUGGUAACUUACAGCAUUCUGGUAGGAGGAUUUGCUAGAGUCGCCGACACUGAUGCUGCUGAUGAAUGGUUUAAGGAGGCCAAGGAGACUCAAAAACAUUUGAAUGCUGUUAUAUAUGGAAACAUAAUAUACGCCCACUGCCAGAGAUGCAAUAUGGAGCGUGCCGAAUCCUUGGUGAGGGAGAUGGAAGAAGAGGGUAUCGAAGUUCCUAUAGACAUAUACCAUACUAUGAUGGAUGGUUAUACAAUAAUUGGUAAUGAAGAGAAAUGUCUAAUUGUGUUUGGUAGACUCAAGGAAUGUGGCUUCACACCAUCGGUAAUCAGUUAUGGAUGCCUUAUUAAUCUUUAUACCAAGAUAGGAAAACUUUCCAAAGCUUUUGAGGUCAGUGAAAUGAUGAAAUCGACUGGUGUAAAGCAUAACAUCAAGACCUAUUCCAUGUUGAUCAACGGAUUCAUAAAAGUGAAGGACUGGGCAAAUGUAUUUGCUGUUUUUGAGGAUGUGCUGGGAGAUGGUUUAAAGCCGGAUGUUGUACUCUACAAUAAUAUCAUCAGGGCAUUCUGUGGCAUGGGUAAAAUGGAUCGCGCCAUUCGCACUGUUGAACAAAUGCAGAAAGAGAGGCAUAGGCCAACAUCACGGACGUUUAUGCCAAUCAUACAUGGAUUUGCAAGAGCCGGAGAGAUGAGAAGAGCCCAAGAGAUAUUUGAUAUGAUGAGAAGCAAUGGAUGUGUUCCAACUGUCCACACUUACAAUGCUCUUGUUCUUGGUUUAGUCGAGAAGCGUCGGAUGGAUAGAGCAGUAGAAAUUGUAGAUGAGAUGGUUCUGGCAGGCAUUAGUCCGAAUGAGCAUACAUACACUACUAUUAUGCAUGGUUAUGCUUCAGUGGGUGACACUGGAAGAGCGUUUGAAUACUUCACAAAACUGAAAGAUGAGGGGCUACAGCUUGAUGUGUACACUUAUGAGGCCUUACUCAAGGCAUGUUGCAAGUCAGGCAGGAUGCAAAGUGCUUUAGCUGUGACAAAAGAAAUGGCUGCUAGAAAAAUCCCUAGAAAUACCUUUGUCUACAACAUACUAAUAGAUGGAUGGGCUCGAAGAGGUGAUGUUUGGGAAGCAUCUGAUCUGAUUCAGCAGAUGAAAGAAGAAGGUGUUCAGCCUGAUAUCCAUACUUACACAUCAUUCAUUAAUGCUUGCUGCAAAGCAGGAGACAUGCUGAGAGCAACAAAAAUAAUGCAGGAAAUGGAAGUAGUAGGAGUGAAGCCAAAUGUUCGGACCUAUACCACAUUGAUACAUGGAUGGGCACGUGCUUCCCUUCCAGAAAAAGCUCUAAAAUGCUUUGAAGAGAUGAAGUUGGCUGGAUUAAAGCCUGACAAAGCUGUAUAUCACUGUUUGAUGACUUCAUUGUUGUCAAGGGCAACUGUUGCUGAAGAAUACAUGUACACGGGAAUCGUUACCAUAUGUAGUGAAAUGGUGAAGUUUGGGCUGACUGUUGAUAUGGGGACUGCAGUUCACUGGUCCAAAUGUUUGCGCAAAAUUGAAAGCACUGGUGGAGAAAUUACAGAAACCUUACAAAAGACAUUCCCACCUGAUUGGAACUCACAGAGUAGUUUUAAUGCAAUUUCAGAUAUUGAGGAUAGUACUGAAGGUAAUUAUGGUGAUGGCCAUGACUAUGGAAGGGACGACACUGAUCUAUACUAUGACAGUGAUAUAGAUGCUGAUGGCCAUCUUCCUGGCCUCUUGUAAAAGUUUGACUCCAGAAUACAGACUCAAGUAGUUCCAGCAUUAUCCUGAUCCUCGUAAGUUUUACACCAGCGUACAGAUUUAGUUUAGGUCAUCGAAAAAUUCGUUUCUUAGUUGUGUUGGAGUAAGUUUUCUACAUAAUUAUGUAGGCUCUGUUUUUGUGUUGCAUGAGUAAGUUUUCUAGAUAAUUAUGUAGGCUCUGUUUUUGUGUUGCAUGAGUAAGUUUUCUAGAUAAUUAUGUAGGCUCUGUUUUUGUGUUGCAUGUCAAGGUCUUUAGUCAUACGUUUUUUUGACAAACUGUAGUCUAUAUGUAUUGACUUAAAAUUUCCAAAUAAAUAUUUUGGUUAUGUUCC
Molecule: messenger RNA, 3160 nt
Organism: Daucus carota subsp. sativus
Lineage: Eukaryota; Viridiplantae; Streptophyta; Magnoliopsida; Apiales; Apiaceae
Product: pentatricopeptide repeat-containing protein At5g04810, chloroplastic
Exons: 10
Coding region: 48-2810 (920 amino acids)
Molecular function (GO): protein binding; RNA binding
Source: RefSeq, a predicted model, not a curated record